This is a messenger RNA of Epinephelus lanceolatus (giant grouper), 543 nucleotides long. The record is from RefSeq and is a predicted model, not a curated record. Lineage: Eukaryota; Metazoa; Chordata; Actinopteri; Perciformes; Serranidae.
AUGAAAUCACCCUUCGUCCUCUUCCAGAUCGUGUUUUACGAAGAAAGUAACUUCGAAGGUCGAUUUUACGAGUGCACCGCUGACUGUCCCGAGCUCAACACCCACAUCAGCCACUGCAACUCCAUUCGUGUGGACAGCGGCGCCUGGGUUCUGUUCGAGAGGCCCAACUACCUGGGUUACCAGUACAUCCUGACCAAGGGGGAGUACGCGAACUACCAGCGCUGGAUGGGCUACAAUGACAGCAUCAGGUCCUGCCGCAUCGUACGAAAUGGCACUGGUGCGUUCAGGGUUCGUGUCUACGAGCGUCCUGACUUCAACGGUCGGAUGUUGGAGUGCUGUGAAGAUUUGAGCAACCUGCCCGAGCGCUGGCACUUCCACGAGACUCACUCCGCCCAGGUGCAGGAAGGCGCCUGGGUCUUCUACGAGCUUCCCAACUACCGAGGACGGCAGUACCUGCUGGAGAAAGGAGAGUACCGCCGCUACACCGAGUGGGCAGCCAUGAACCCCACUGUGGGGUCCUUCCGCCGCGUCCACAGCCAUUAG